UUUUAUGAUGAAAUGUUUAUUUGUGUAGAUUGCCACACUUCUAUGUAUUUAUUAUCAAUCAAAUGGCAGGCUAAGAAAAUUUCCUUGAGAUUUAAGAUAUUAUUUCUUUUUUUAAUAGGAAGAUACGAAUUUUGCCUGAUUUUCAGAUUUUUCCUCUCAAUACCCCCCCCCCCCCCCCCUCCUACCUCCCCUUUUUUACAGUUUCUUGCUGAACCUUUCACAUUUUUUAUUUUUUGAUUUCAUUGCCCAAAUACUUUAAAAACGUUUAAAAAAUACAGUCACAAAUAAAUAUCGAUUUAAAGAAAAUUUCAGAGCUGAUGAAGCAAAGGUUAGCUAAAAUAUAUUUUAAAGGCUGGCAGCAAAUAUAAAAUGGAAAGACUUUUUAUUUAUUCAUUCAAAUAUUUACGUUUUUCCUUCAAAUCGGCGGUUCUGAUACUGUCAAAUCGGCGCCAUUUAAAUCAUUUAUAUUUCCUUAAAUGCUUUUCCUCCCCCUCAAUAAAAACUAACAAAACAGUCAUUCCCUCCACCGUUACUUUCUUUUUUUACUCACGUCUUAGAAUAAUCGCCAGCCAUAUUGUUGAAAUAUACACAAAAUUUUGUUUUUAAUGAUUUUUUCUUUCCCACAUCUUGGCGAUAAUAAAUAAAUUCUUUCACGUUUUUAUAAACUCAUAUUAUCAGUACAAACACCUUACCAAACCUUUCAGUUUCGCUUAUUCAUUUUGUGGUCCAAACUAUUUGUUUUUCCAGACAGUCCUUUAACGUGCACUCUUUAUUUUUAACUUUUAUCGUUUUUGAAAUUACUUUUUAUAUGCUAAAUAUAUU
Meloidogyne enterolobii is the source of this 822-nucleotide messenger RNA. NCBI's taxonomy places the organism in Eukaryota, Metazoa, Nematoda, Chromadorea, Rhabditida, Meloidogynidae. The record is from the annotation of a GenBank genome assembly.